This is a messenger RNA of Bombina bombina (fire-bellied toad), 1099 nucleotides long. RefSeq names its product zinc finger protein 585A-like. NCBI's taxonomy places the organism in Eukaryota, Metazoa, Chordata, Amphibia, Anura, Bombinatoridae. Gene Ontology annotation, molecular function: DNA-binding transcription factor activity, RNA polymerase II-specific; RNA polymerase II cis-regulatory region sequence-specific DNA binding. The record is from RefSeq and is a predicted model, not a curated record. The coding region runs from base 21 to 1040 and encodes 339 amino acids. The transcript has 2 exons. Gene Ontology annotation, biological process: regulation of transcription by RNA polymerase II.
AAGAGCAACAUAUAGAGGCAAUGUUUGGGCAGAGCACUGAGGAUGAUACCAUUAAAUUCAUAAUAAAAGAUUGUGGAGAGGAACACAUUUCCCUGCAGAGAGAUCCUGAUGCUUAUGAGUCAGAUGGUGAGACAUGUGCAGAUGACUUCACAGAAACCAAUUUUCUGAGAAUUAUUAAAGUAGAGGAGACAGACGAGGAUUAUUUCACUGAGAGUGAAGUGAAGCAGUCCAUGACGGGCGAGUUGGUAGCUUCACCUGACAGAAAUGACAAAGGAUCUGCUGAACUGCAGGAAGAGGGGGUCUACCCUCUAGCACUGUUGACCACUGACUCCCAAUUUGCAUUCAUUGGGGAGGGACGAUUUAUUGUGCAGCCAUGUGAGGAAACGAGUCGUGUAGAUAGUAGCGUACUUCAGUUUGCUGAAGAGGAUCAAUAUUGUGCCACCAGUAUGAAUAAGGAUUUGGAAACUCUGGAUGAGCUGAGGAAAAAUGACCCCCCUCGGCCAAAGAGGACUUACUCCUGCUCCAUGUGCUGCAAAAGCUUUUUAUAUAAACUGAAUCUAGAAGUCCACGAGAGACUUCAUGCCCACCAAGCAUCAUUCAUCUGCCUCAGGUGUGACAAAACCUUCAGACGCAAGCAAAACCUGCUCCAGCACCAAAAAAAACACCACCCUAAGGAAGAUGCCUUGCAGUAUGAUCUUCAUACUAGCUUAGAACACAAUGACUCUGCUGAAGUUCCUCUGUCACAUCAUGAGGGCCUCAGGCAGUUUGAAUGUACAGAAUGUGGGCGCAGAUUCAAGCAACGAAUUGGGCUUAUUCGGCACCAGAAGACUCACCGCCAAGACAAGCUCCCAUCUAAGUAUGUUGCUCCUCCCCCAAAAAAGAUUUACAGGCUACCAUGCACACAGGCAGCAAGCACCGGGAAGAAAGGAGAGCCCACAGCUACAGAGGAUGCCUACUCACAGUUGCAUCGACAUCUGCAGCUUUCCACAGCUUUCCUGCAGGACCUAAUCACCUCCACCAGCAGCUUCCAGUAUGACUAGAGAAAUCUUUCAGCUUCACAAAUCUGAAUCACUGCCAAGCACAUUAACCAGUCUCAAUC